ACCGUGGAUGUGACUGAACAAGGCUCGGCGAAGGUCGCUCAAACUUGUUGAAGGUGCGGGGUGCGCUGAGGAUCCUCUUCAUCCUUGGUGUGUCAGGAGGACCUUGUCAGAACCUGUCGAUUCUUGGGGGAUCCUGUGUGGUGCUCACAGAAGUUGGAGUCGUCCACGCCUGUGCUUCGACUUUACCCAACCGGAAGUUGGUUCCAAUCAUCACUCCUGGGAAGCCAACCAUUGUCGAAAGUCCAAUUUCAAGGCCUGAAUAGAUUCAAGUCUCAAGUUUAGCCUCAAAAGAAAAUGAAGGCUAGAGGUGAUCCUUUGCAAACGACAGAGAGUUUCCAUGUUCAUAUUGAUGAAGGCGUCCCUCAAGAGAGAGAGUAACGGUCCCUCAAGCCGUAUUCACACCUAGAUUCAAGAGAGAAGAAGACUUCAAUCAACAUAAAAGACGACAACAAAAGCAUCUCAGCGUCAAAUGGAAAUGGACGCCACCAAUGAGAGUGGGAUAACUUUGCGGUCCAAUUUUGGAAAUGGCUCGUCGGAAAUGGAGGACAACUUGUCGCUUUACAUCCAACAACGCUUGGGUCCGCGGCAUCUGCCUCUCACCACGAUUAUUCCCAUCACUAUUGUGUAUUUGUGUAUCUUUGUGUUCGGUCUAUUCGGGAAUCUCUCUACGUGUUUGGUGAUCGUGAAAAAUAAGUACAUGCACACACCAACCAAUGUCUACUUGGCCAAUCUGGCUGUGUCAGAUCUGCUCACUCAUACCGUCGCGAUGCCCUUCGAGGUCUACUUGUUGUGGAACCAGUAUCCUUGGAACUUUGGCCAUUUCGCGUGCGAUACCAAAAUGCUCACCACCGAGGCUGUGACCUAUUCAUCCAUAUUUACGAUCGUGGCAUUCACGGUGGAAAGAUACUUGGCCAUUUGUCAUCCCUUGAACAUUCCCCGUAAAUCCAAGAUGACUCGAGCCAUACGAGCCGUGUUUGUUAUUUGGACCGCCAGUGUAUUAUUCUCCAUUCCUUGGCUUUUUUAUAACAAGGUAAACUACUUGAUGGAUGAGAAGUCUGGUCAAGUCAUUGAGGAGUCGGCGUGGUGUGCCAUUCCAUGGAACGAAGGCACUCAAAUUCCCUUAUACCUCAUGAUCGUGUCAACUGUGAUAGCCUUCAUCAUUCCUCUCACUCUAGUCAUGGUACUCUACUUCAGAAUUGGUAUGGCCAUGAAAAGGAGCUCAGCAAUGCAACGAGGGUCUACAUCGUGCGCAAAAGGGCUUCAUUGUACCUCGGACACUUCCUACAACAAAGGCCGCCAAUCAGUGAUUCGCAUGCUGGUUGUCGUGGUUCUGGUGUUCUUCCUCUGCUGGAGCCCCUUCCAUGCCCAGAGACUCAUGUUCGUCACGGUGACACUGCAGGGUACUUGGACUCAAACCAACGGCAUGGCACACCACGUGCUCUACUUAGCGUCAGGAGUAGGCUAUUACUUGAGUAGUUGCGUCAAUCCUUUGUUGUAUAGUGUGAUGUCCAAGCGGUUCCGUCGAGCCUUCAAGGACAUGAUGCGAUGUGUGACAGGUGGAGGCAGUGGACCCAUCUCAGCCAAUUCCAUGCAACCCCCGCAACAGCCCUUGAAUGGUGGUGGAGGAGGAACACUCCAAUCUUUUCCCAACACAUUGCAAGUGUCACCGUGCGCCAAAUUGACCCUGAGAUCCAAGAUGGGUCGACACCAACGACCGAUCUGCCAGUUUCCACUCAAAGAGAUUGUUCUUCAGACGCAUCUGACGAAAUUGAGCGAGCGCACCUAUCUGCCCGUGACCACUUCCAGUGACAAUGGGUCCACGCGUCAUCAACGCCUGGGUCCAUUUCUGACACGAUCAUCUGAAGCCCAGUUGGUGGUUCAUUGGAAACGAUCUGGAGAUAGGAACUCAUCCGAAAUUCGAUCCGAUACGAGCAUGGAACACACCACCUCCAGUUUACGAGAUCAAGACAAUAUUCAAGUUCUACCCUCAUGCUAAUACAACUUAUUUGGUGUCCCAAAACGACCACCGACGUCUCAAAAUAUCAUUUACGCUUACGAAAAGACUCUCGUUGUGACAAAAUGUCUGUUUAAACUGUUGUCUUCACCCCAUUUUUCAUGGUCGAUGUAUGUCGUCAAGUCUCAAGGCUGUUUUUCUCUUGCCAAAAAUCUUUUGCAUAAAUAAAAAAUAUGUAUCGAA
Tigriopus californicus is the source of this 2197-nucleotide messenger RNA. Its product is annotated as neuromedin-U receptor 2-like. The transcript is spliced from 8 exons. Gene Ontology annotation, molecular function: neuromedin U receptor activity. Gene Ontology annotation, biological process: neuropeptide signaling pathway. NCBI's taxonomy places the organism in Eukaryota, Metazoa, Arthropoda, Copepoda, Harpacticoida, Harpacticidae. The record is from RefSeq and is a predicted model, not a curated record. Gene Ontology annotation, cellular component: plasma membrane. The coding region runs from base 470 to 1996 and encodes 508 amino acids.